UUCCAUAUGUUGUUUUUAAUAAAUAACGAUUAAAGAUAAAUGAAGUCCCUCGAAAAUGUUGCGUAAAACGAAGAAACAGCCACAAACCGUAGCUGAGAAGGUCAGCAAACUGUUGGCGCAUCCGAAUGACAGUGAAAGCGACGACAAUUCCGAUGCAGAUUUAGAAACUGCAGCAAAAGUUGUAGAUUUCGAGCCAGACGAAUACGAUUUGCCAGAUGCACGUAGCACAGACUUUCGAAAGCGAAAUGUCAAGCUGUUGUCGGAGCAGAGUGCACGCUACAAAGGCAAAAUAGCCAGUCGAAAGGAAUUUGAGUUAGAGGAGGACGAGGAGGCGGAUGAGGACGAAGAUGAAGACAGCCAGGAAGAUGAGGAGUUGGGAAUUGAGGAGAGUGAUAGCGAUGAGGAGGAGAGCACGGCCUUGGCGGCAUUCAACAGAAAGUUAAAAUCAAAACAGGGAACAAAGGCAGAGCAAAGCGAAAGCGAUGACAUGGACCUGGAUGAAGAUAAAGAUGACGACGAUGAUGAUGAGGAAGGCAGUGCUGAGGGCGAAGAAGACGAUUCAUCUGAGGAUGAAGAAGAGGGGGAGGACGAUGCUAGCGAAUCCGCUGUCUCUGAGAACGAUGAUGACACCAACGCUAUCAGCACUGAGAACCUCAUGUCCAAAACGAACCAACAAGCCGAGAUCCAAAAGGGACUCUGCGUACAGAAUCAGUUGCGCAUUUGGGAGCGUCUGCUCGAGCUGCGCAUGAACACACAGAAAGUGACGAGCAAAGCUAAUCAACUGCCCCCGCCCCAGACGCUGCCAAAGCUGGGCGCUGACAACGAGGGACUACAGACUGUGCUCCAAGAGGCACAGGAGCGCUCCAACAAGCUGCUUCAGCAGCUGCUCCUAUUGCAACACACGUUGGCGCAACAAUUCAGCGAACUGCGACGAUCUGUGAAGCGCAAGCAGCCACCACCAGAGCGAGACGAUGAGUCGCCCUGCAAACGCUUUGCUGGCAUCCUCCAAAACAAUUUCCAAGAGAUGCGUGUCUAUCGCAACGAGGUGCUGCUCAAGUGGGACGAUCGCACAAAGCUGCUGACCCCGGGUGCUGGUACCAAACGCAAAUCAGUGCAGGAGGACUAUGACAUUAUCAAGAAAAUCGAUAACGCCCUGGGAAACCGGGAGGUGCUCAUUGAAAAGUCACAGAUACUGAAGAGCAAUCAGGACCAAACGGCGGCAGAGAGUGCUGCUCCACAACGUCAGCCCCACAUUUACGACGACAGCGACUUCUAUCACCAGCAGCUGCGCGAACUUAUCGAAUACAAGGCCAGCACAUCCGCCAACAUGAGCGAUCUAACCAAACAGUUUGUCGAGUUACAGAAGCUGCGACAGAAAAUGAAGAAAAAGGUCGACACGCGGGCCAGCAAGGGCCGUAAAUUGCGCUAUGUGGUGCAUAACAAGCUUGUCAACUUUAUGGCGCCUAAUGAGGCUAGCGAUUGGACGGAGGAUUCCAAAGCGGAGCUGUAUAGAUCGUUAUUUGUUUAACCAAGCUGCCGUUUCCAUUUGAAACAAAAAAUAUAUAAUUUAUCUGAAUGAAAUUGUAAAUUAUUUAUCUAACAAAUAUAUUCGCAAAAUUUCGUA
Scaptodrosophila lebanonensis is the source of this 1624-nucleotide messenger RNA. It is a transcript of the gene Aatf, whose product is annotated as protein Aatf. NCBI's taxonomy places the organism in Eukaryota, Metazoa, Arthropoda, Insecta, Diptera, Drosophilidae. Bases 56 to 1528 code for a protein of 490 amino acids. Gene Ontology annotation, cellular component: nucleus; nucleolus. The transcript has 2 exons. The record is from RefSeq and is a predicted model, not a curated record. Gene Ontology annotation, biological process: regulation of transcription by RNA polymerase II.